AUGACCUCGCAUCCUGCCACGCCCUCUAGGCUGCACUUCGCCUUUGCCAUUGCCCUCGUGCAAUCCAAGCCCCCCGACCUCUCCGUCACAGAGUACAUCUCACGCCUUCGCGCGCAGUUGCUUCCGGGCAGGAAACAGCAUGAUCCGCACACUGUAGACCGCCACCUUUCCGCCGCGCGCUACUGGCAAAAGCGAUGCGCCGGGGUAGAGGCCGCGCGAGAUGAGCUUCAAGCUCGAGUCGCCGAACUCGAGAGAAAAGCCGAUUCGCUCCAGAGUCAGAACGCAGGCCCGUCGUCCGGCACGAAGCGACGCGGCGACGCAGCUGAGUCUUCAUCUAGUCGCCAGAGCAAAAAACCAAAGGCUCCCAAGAACACUUCGUCUUCUCAGCAGCCUAACCCCACUGAAGCCACCCUCCAGGAUGACUAUGAGACGUUUGGUGCCGUUGGCAUUGUGGGAUCUACGCUUGUGCAACAUCUGUACAAGGCCCAUAAGCUCAUCAAAACCGGAGUUGCUCCUGACAAGAGCAUCGAUACCUGCGCGCUGUCUCACCAUGUCGUUCAUGGCUCAUCCGCUCUAGCAUCAGUACUUGAUGCGGCGUGCAAAGAGUACCAGCAACGCAUCGGUGAAGCUCUGGCGUCCUCUAAAACGAGCAAUAAGAAGCAAAAGGCCGCCAUCUUCGGACCCGUUCUAGCAAGGCAUAACGAUAUUCUCUUCUCCACGUUCACUGCAUCCACUCGAGCGUUUGGCUCGCUAUUCUACAGCGUGGGGAAACUGAGCCAGGCCGGUGCAACAAGGGAAGAACGGGGGACGGUGAUAUACGCCCUCGUGGCAAGCUUCUCUCGAAUGCUGGACACUCUCAUGGAUGCUGCCACGACGCAAUCAGAGCAGGAAGAAUCGUCUUCUGACGAUACGACAUCCAGUGCGCGGUCCAACACGGCAAAGCAAAAGGCGGCUCGAGCAGGCCAAGCUGCACUCGAAGUCCCCAAAGAGCUAUCCCAGGUUCUCCUGGUGAUCGUGACAUCCCCAUACACAACCGACGCCCUGCACCGCGAACUAUUCGAGGGAUUCCUGUUCGUGCUCCUCGAACGCGUGGGCAAAUGGCUCUACAUCUGCACCUUCGGGCACGACCGAUGCGCCACCAUCGCAGAAGACAUACGCGCUGGCGCCGCCGCGCUCGACGCCCCGCCCACGCCGCCCGAGGCCCGCGCCAUGCGCCUCAGCCUACCGCACCUGGUCCGCCUCCUCGAGCGCGCCAUGGCCAUCGCGCCACAGCUCGUCACGCCCUCGGCAUCAACCACCGCGAAGCCCAAACCCGUCAAGCCCGCGCGCGCCAAGUCAGUAAACCCUUCGUCGUCCGCCGGCACAGCACGCGGCGCAGGCCUCUCCCUCGCGGCCAAGAACAGACUGCAGCAGACGCUGGUGAACGCGACGUUUGGCACCGCCGGCGGCGCGGACGCCGACGCCGACGACGAGCUCAUGGACUGCUUGCGCAUGCCGCGCGCGCGGGGCGCGCUGGGCAGGGAUGUGGCGGCGGCCUUGGCUGUGGUGGAGAGGGAGAAGGAGGGGGAGGGGGGCGUGGAUGUCGGGGGCUGGUUUACGGGCGAGGUGUGGCGGUUGCUGGGGUGGGAGAUUUUGGGGUGGGAGGGGGAUUGGUGA
Aplosporella prunicola CBS 121167 is the source of this 1656-nucleotide messenger RNA. RefSeq lists its product as uncharacterized. The transcript has 3 exons. Bases 1 to 1656 code for a protein of 551 amino acids. NCBI's taxonomy places the organism in Eukaryota, Fungi, Ascomycota, Dothideomycetes, Botryosphaeriales, Aplosporellaceae. The record is from RefSeq and is a predicted model, not a curated record.